Castor canadensis (American beaver) is the source of this 906-nucleotide messenger RNA. The record is from RefSeq and is a predicted model, not a curated record. Lineage: Eukaryota; Metazoa; Chordata; Mammalia; Rodentia; Castoridae.
AUGGCAACUAUAGGCUCCAGAAAAGAUUCAAAUAGUUCAUGUGCGGAUGAAAGGCAGAUGGCACAGGACAAUUCAUCACCUCUCGCAGAAGUUAACAAGUCGCUGUCAGUACAGAUUGGUGAAAAGGCCGUUCUCUGUUGCCCUGUUCUCCCACCAACAAGCAAGCUGGUGAUGAUAGCGUGGGAAGUAAUCCUCAGAGGCAAGCUUCUCUGCAGAUUGUCCUACAAGCCAGACACAAAGGAGACCGCCACACCCAGCUGUACUAAUGGGAGGAUAACCUGGGCCUCCAGACCUGACCGGAAUCCUCACCUUCAGAUUGAUGCUGUGGCUGUCACUCAUGAUGGACUUUACAGUUGUGACAUAGUAACGGCUGAUGGGAAUUAUCGUCUUGGAUAUAACCUCCAAGUGUUAGUGCCCCCUGAAGUGACCCUGACCCGAGGCAAGAACAGAACUGUGGUGUGUGAGGCAGUUGCAGGCAAGCCAGCUGCACGGAUCUCCUGGACCCCACAGGGGCAUUGUACCACUGAGAAAGAAUGGUCAGACAAUGACACGGUGACGGUCAGGAGUACAUGGCACUGCCCAGAUAGUAAUGCGUCUGCUGUGACCUGCUUGGUCUCCCAUUUGACUGGCAACAGGAGUCUAUCCUUACAGCUGUCUUCUAGUACAAGAACCUUAAGGUCUUCAUUUUUACUGUUCAUUUGGUAUGUGAAACUCAUUCUUUUUGUGGUCAUUCUGAUCAUUUUGGGAUUUGCUUUCUUCAAAAGGACAAAGAAGUGCAGAAAAUGCAAAUCAGAAAAUCUGGAAGCCAAUUUAGACUUGAUGAGAGAAGAUACGAAAGCAGCCAUUUGCAAUCAGCCUUCAUGUUCGAAGUCUAGUUUACCUGCUCCUGUCACUCUCAAACCAUAG